Molecule: messenger RNA, 3102 nt
Organism: Peromyscus californicus insignis
Lineage: Eukaryota; Metazoa; Chordata; Mammalia; Rodentia; Cricetidae
Gene: Eny2
Product: ENY2 transcription and export complex 2 subunit
Exons: 5
Coding region: 148-453 (101 amino acids)
Biological process (GO): positive regulation of DNA-templated transcription; regulation of transcription by RNA polymerase II; poly(A)+ mRNA export from nucleus
Cellular component (GO): SAGA complex; DUBm complex; nuclear pore
Molecular function (GO): chromatin binding; transcription coactivator activity
Source: RefSeq, a predicted model, not a curated record
CGGAAAUGCGUGUUCUAGCUUUCUGUGUGCUUUAGGUGCCCGAGCUACUGAGGGUCUAAGUCCGGGCAGCCGAAGAGUGUGGUAGGUAACGGUCGUCAGCGCAAGGGUCAUUUCGUCGCUGGGAAGGGACGGCCCUCGCCCGCGGUGAUGGUGGUUAGCAAGAUGAACAAAGAUGCGCAGAUGAGAGCAGCGAUUAACCAAAAGUUAAUAGAAACUGGAGAAAGAGAACGCCUCAAAGAGUUGCUGAGAGCUAAAUUAAUCGAGUGUGGCUGGAAGGAUCAGUUGAAGGCACAUUGUAAAGAGGUAAUUAAAGAAAAAGGACUAGAACACGUUACUGUUGAUGACUUGGUGGCUGAAAUCACUCCAAAAGGCAGAGCCCUGGUACCUGACAGUGUAAAGAAGGAGCUCCUACAAAGAAUAAGAACAUUCCUUGCUCAGCAUGCCAGUCUUUAAGGGUGAACUAGAAUGUGGUGUUCUGUGGGUUUAGUUCUGAAAGUAAAACUUGCCAUAAAUUAGAGAUUGAUUUCCCAAAAUAAAGUCCUUUUUUGUAUGAUGGUAUACAGUUUUCAGUAAUGAUGUAUACAUUGUAUUGAUUUUUUCCCUAAAUGUGUUAUUUUAAUAAAUAUCUCAUGAAUGAGUUUCAAAUUUUUUUCGAUUUUGGAAUAAAUGGGACUCAGUUUAUUACUGAUUGACUAGAUAUGUUGAGAGAAAAUGCCAGCAAUUACUUAAUAAUCCAGUAUUUAUAUGUGUGGUUCUCUGUGCUAACAGCUUAGAAGGCUUUCUGGGUUGUCUACAUAUGGUAUGUUCUUCUUUUAAAUUAUCAUAUUUGAUAACUGUUGUGCCCCAUCUUGUACUAUAGGUUGUCUAAUUUCUUAUUUGUUAAAAAUUCUGAGGGUUAGGACUGGGUCUUAUCUGUAUGUGCCUUCCUUAUGCUUCAAAGAAUUUACCAUCUAGUGGAAGACAGAACAUUUGCAAGCUGACUGCACACCACAUUCUCUACUCAUCUGAACUUUGAAAGCAGAAUCUCUAAAUUGCAUCCCUAUAUACUGAGGUCAAGAAAGAACUUUAAUGGAAAAUAAUCUCUACCCAUUAGCUUUCCUCUGCCAUCAGGAUUGUUAGAGCUAAUGGACUCUUGUUUGUUAAUGUGACCUUUGACGCAGAGUGAUAAUGUUGACCAUCCUUCUGCUUGGAACUUUGCAUCCCACUCCUCACACCUUUUCUGGUUGUUUUUGUUUGUGUGUUUCUUUGGGAGCUGUUUUGGUUGGUUGGUUUUUUUUGUUUUGGGGGUUUUGUUUGUUUGUUUGUUUUUUUCAUCAAGUACUUUUUGCUGUAUGUAACUUUUAAGUAAUGUUUUGUAGGACUUUCUUCUGAGUCCUCUAAUUAACAAUAUAUUUUCCCUGGCUUGAAACCCAGGAAAUGGGUCUGACCAUGGCUUCAAAUACCAACAGAUUGAUAAAUGCUAAACUUCCUCAUAGCCAGACUUAAUUCUAGCCUCAAUACCGGAAUAACCAUCAGUGAGUCUGCUUCCUUGGAUAGUACACAAACACCUUUAAAAUGACCAUACUUUAAAUAGUAGCAUUUCCCCCUAGUAACCAUCUUUGUUUUAUUCCUUAUUCAUGGGGUCUCUCAGCUACAGAUGACUCAAGAUGAUAGUUAAUGCUAUUUCUGAAGGUAAGAGAUAAGAGACAGGAUUAUUUCUGAAACACUCUUAAGUUUGUAUUACUGCUGCUGAUUGAUUGAGGACCGCUGUGAGAAUAUCCGAUAUAAACUUGGAUUAUCCUUUUUGGCCCUCUUAAACCCAAGUGAUUGCAGUGACUUCUUUGUGCCUCCAUUAUCUCUCCCUUACUGUUACUGCCUAUGUGGCCUUAUAAAAUUCAAGUCUGAUCAUUUUAUUUCCCUACAUGAAAUGUUUCAAUACUGGGUGGAAUCCAAAUUCAGCAUACUAGCUAGACCUUUCUAAAUCUAGUAUGUACUUACCUCUCCAAUCUGUAGAAUCCUCAAUAUAUUAAAUUGUUCUAUCCCUUAGUACUUUUCCAAACAAAGCCCGCUAAGUCAACUUACUACUUUACCUUCAGAGUUCAACUUGUGUUUCUAAAUGUUCAGACAGUCCUAUGAUUUCAGUUCCUUAUCACUGAUUUCUUUUUGGGUUUUUGAGAUAGGCUGUUUCUUUAUAGGCCAGAUAGCCUCAAACUCAUAGCCCAGGCUGGCUUUGAACAUAAACCCAGAGAGCUGGGCUUACUGGCUUGGUGAUACAUCUGGAGGGGAGGAAGCAUGUCUUCAUUGUAAUGAUGCUCAUUUGUAAAUAAAUGGGUAAGGGAAUGAAUGAAUGAAUGGAGUGUGUGCUACAGGAACGUGAGAUAAAGCCCUAAUAGGGUAUAAUUGAGAAAAGGCUUCUCAAUUUGUGGUUCAUGGUCCACACUUAAAGUCAUGAGUUCAAACGUCGUCAAGUCAUUUACAUAACUAUGUAAACUAUGUCUUGAUAUAUGUAUACACAAAAUCUUACCCAAAGUGAUAUUUUGUUUCAGUUUCAUGAUCUAAAGUAUUGAUAGGGAUUUUCAUUUUGUUAACCAUUAUCAAAAAAGAAAUAGUCUUACAUGGUACACAGAAAAUAUUAGAAAUAAGGGGUAGUUCUUCACAAUUCUGUACAUAGAAACAAAUGGAAAGGGCUUAUAAAGAUAAUGUUUUAAUAUCCCAAAAGAUUUAAAAAAUCAAGUUUUGGAAAUAUCUUGAGCUGAAUUAAUUGAAAAUACUUUGUAGAAAUUUAAGUUAAGAGCAUAGAUUUGGUUUUUGAAGGUGUUUUUGUUUUGUUUUUUUAUGUUAUUUUGGGGUUUUGCCAUUUGUUUUGAGACAGGGUCACAUGUAGUCCAGGCUUUCCCUGUUCUUGCUAUGUAGCCUAGGUAAGCCUUGAAUACCUGAUCCUCCUACCUCUACCUCCCAAGUGCUGGGAUUACAGGUGUGUGCCACCUCCGGGGCCCAUAACUAAGUCUAGAUUUAAAAUAAUGCUAAGACUCCCCUACCACUUUUUUCUUUGGCAUCUUCUAAAUGUCUUGUAGAUUGAAUCUAGAAUCACUGGUAUUUGUAAAUAAAUCAACUUUGUGAACA